Fopius arisanus is the source of this 1629-nucleotide messenger RNA. RefSeq names its product E3 ubiquitin-protein ligase TRIM71 (gene wech). The transcript has 2 exons. Gene Ontology annotation, biological process: proteasome-mediated ubiquitin-dependent protein catabolic process; protein polyubiquitination. The record is from RefSeq and is a predicted model, not a curated record. Lineage: Eukaryota; Metazoa; Arthropoda; Insecta; Hymenoptera; Braconidae. The coding region runs from base 173 to 1420 and encodes 415 amino acids. Gene Ontology annotation, molecular function: ubiquitin protein ligase activity; protein binding.
AGAAAAUAAUAAAUGAAGUGGCGAAACUAGAUGACUCAAUGGAAUUUGAGAAUAAGUUUCUCAUGUAUAAUGUAUAAAAGCUCGUGACAAAAAGAUAUUUGCAACGUGUAAUUUAAUAUGACGACGAGAAUCAUACUACGAAUCUCUACCAAGAUAGAAUUAUAAUUAAUAUAUGGCAGAGUUGCCAAAUAGGGAUACCUGCUGUGAAAUUGAACACUUUUUGUCUGCAAUUUUUCUUCACUCAAAAUUCACAAUACUUUCUGGGGUCUCCAGUAAUACACCAUCGGACGAUAGUGGGUCGCAAUGUGGCAGUGAGAGUCCUCUGGACUCAAUAUCUUCGCUGAGCAGUACCAAGUCCAAUUCUGAAGAAAACUCUACUUUAGAAGGAGUAGUGAUGGGUCUUCUCCGGCACAUCGCUGGUCUGACUCUCAGCCAAGAAGUCGAACUGCACAGACUUCUCUCCAAUUCCGAAACAAAAAUGAUGAACAACCUUAUGCGAAAAGGCAGGCCAGUACCGCUGAAUCCAUUUCCGGUGGUAGUCCGCAAGUUCGGGAAUUCCUUCACAACAGGGUUAGAAACUAUAUCUGUGAUUGGUAAUGAGGGAAUGGAGGAAGACAACUUGUGUCGGCCCUGGGGCAUCGCGUGUGACAAGGAUGGACACAUUGUUGUCGCUGACAGAUCGAACAACAGGAUUCAAAUUUGGCAAGAGAAUGGCACUUUCGUCCGAAGAUUCGGAACACUCGGCACUGGACCCGUUCAAUUCGAUCGUCCUGCUGGUGUAGCCAUCGAUGCGGAAAAGCGGUUGAUCGUCGUGGAUAAGGACAACCAUAGAGUCCAGGUUCUGACAAUGGAGGGCGACUUCAUAUUUGCCUUCGGGGAGAAGGGUUCUAAAGUCGGCCAAUUCAGCUAUCCUUGGGAUUGUGCUACCAACAGCCAGUGCCAGAUUGUGGUAUCAGACACUCGAAACCAUCGUGUCCAGUUGUUCACUUCGUCUGGAAUUUUCCUUCGUACAUAUGGAUCUGAGAACGUAGGCAAUAUGUACAAGAAUUUUGAUUUACCACGAAGUGUUGCUUUUAAUCCUGAGGGAAAUGUCGUUAUGACUGAUUUCAACAAUCAUCGACUUGUCGUUAUCAGUGCUGACUUCAAUAGCGCGCGGACACUGGAGUUCGGUACAGAGGAUGCUAGUCUCGCUCUGUUGAGGCCACAAGGAAUAGUUGUUGAUGACAAUGGAAAUCUCAUAGUGGCGGACUCGAAGAAUCAUAGGAUUCAGGUUCGAGACGCUGCUGGUAAUCUUGAGUGGAUAUUCGGGAGUUUUGGACAAGGGGAUGGACAGAUGGACAGACCAUCGGGCAUUGCUUUAACCCGCACGGGGCGAAUUGCUGUUGUAGACUUUGGUAAUAAUCGAGUUUUGCUCAUUUGAGAUGUCGCACUGAUGAGCAAAAUGUCACUCCGAAUGAUUUUAAGUCAGUUUCUGAGACCUAUUCAAUUAAUAGUGUAUAAAUUUGUCAACACUAUUUUUAGAUGAAUUAUCCUCGUUGUAUAAAUAAGUUUUGCAUCGUUUUAUAUUUUAAUGUGAUCAUGACUUAACAAUUUUAUUUGUUAUGAAAAAUAUAUUGGACGUAUUAGGUA